This is a messenger RNA of Penicillium nucicola, 1521 nucleotides long. RefSeq names its product putative nucleoside transporter. The transcript is spliced from 3 exons. The record is from RefSeq and is a predicted model, not a curated record. Gene Ontology annotation, biological process: transmembrane transport. Gene Ontology annotation, cellular component: plasma membrane; fungal-type vacuole membrane. Bases 1 to 1521 code for a protein of 506 amino acids. Gene Ontology annotation, molecular function: transmembrane transporter activity. NCBI's taxonomy places the organism in Eukaryota, Fungi, Ascomycota, Eurotiomycetes, Eurotiales, Aspergillaceae.
AUGGCCAUGGACAUGGACAUGGAGAAGAAGGGCGAGCACGAGCUCAAUGUCUCUGCGGUGGAGCAAGACGACCCCGUCAAACCACGGGGAUUCUUUGCGAAGAUGCGCUACUAUGAGGAUAUGCUGGACCGCAAGAUGGGCGUUGAAUCGCAUAGUCUUGACCGUGUCCAUCCUGAGAACCGCCAGUCGCCGAGUUCAGUCGUGAUGGCGUUUAUGUGGGCGUCUGCGACGAUGAAUAUCAGUUGUUUCAGUACCGGCUUCCUGGGAAGGGAAUUUGGUCUUUCGCUGGGGCAGACUAUUCCUAUUGUGAUUUUUUCGACAUUGCUAGGUGCCAUGGUGACAGGCUGGUGCGCAACCAUGGGGCCGGGCAUGGGUCUCCGCCAGGUAGCAAUCGCCAGAUACUCAUUUGGCUACUACCCAGCCUCGAUCAUCGCCCUGCUCAACGUGAUCGAGCAGCUAGGCUGGGCCUCUGUGAACUGCAUCACAGGCGGGCUAGCCCUAAGCGCUGUCUCAGACGGACAUGUCUCCAUCGCCGUCGGCGUGGUCAUCAUCGCCUGCGUGAGUCUGUUGUUCAGCUUUGUCGGAUUGCGCGGCGUCCUGCUGUAUGAGAAGUACGCCUGGAUCUUGUUUUUCAUUAUCUUUAUGAUUAUCUACGGUGAAGCUGCGCAUCGUGCGGAUUUGUCCCCGCCACCCACGACUUUCACGGGCCUCACUCGCUCUGGCAAUGUGCUCAGUUUGAUGAGUGUGAUGUAUGGAUCGAGUGCUUCGUGGAGUUCGAUUGUCUCGGACUUUUACGUGCAUUAUCCAGUCAACACCCCGAAGAUCAAGAUCUUCUUGUACACCACGCUUGGUAUUACCAUCCCGACUUGCAUUGGCAUGUUGCUCGGUGCUUGUAUUAGCUCCGCGCUGGACACCAAUCCCGAAUGGAGCGCUGCGUAUGACGGGGGCAUCGGUGAGAUCUUGAGAGAGAUCAUUUACCCGGAUGGAUUUGCCAAGUUCCUCCUGGUCCUGCUGGUUCUGUCUGGAAUCGGCGUCAAUGUCAUCGCAAUCUACUCGGGUGCCCUCUCGGCCCAGCUAUUCGCCAAACCCUGCGCCAAAGUCCCACGGGUACUCUGGUCAAUCUUAGUGUUCGGCUGUGUGCUUGCCCUCGGCAUCGCAGGCCGGAACCAACUCCUCAACGUGCUCGAGAAUUUCCUCUCCCUACUCGGCUAUUGGAAUACCUCCUUCUUCGCCAUUCUGUUCAUUGAGCAUUACUAUUUCCGCAAAGGAAAUUUGGCCAACUAUGAUCUCGAUGCGUGGGAUACCCCUUCCCGCAUGCCAGUCGGGUAUGCCGGUCUGGCGGCAUUCCUUUGUGGUGCUGCUGGCUGGAUUGUGGGCAUGGUGGAGACGUACUAUGUUGGUGCGCUUGCUGCUAUGAUUGGGGAGGAUGGCGGUGACAUUGCUAACGAGUUGGCGCUGGUGUUUACUUCGGUUUCUUAUCUGCCGUUGAGGAUACUGGAGCUGAAGUAUGUGGGACGCUGA